Messenger RNA from Geosmithia morbida, 588 nucleotides. Its product is annotated as Alba. Gene Ontology annotation, molecular function: RNA binding. Gene Ontology annotation, cellular component: nucleolar ribonuclease P complex; ribonuclease MRP complex. Bases 1 to 588 code for a protein of 195 amino acids. The record is from RefSeq and is a predicted model, not a curated record. NCBI's taxonomy places the organism in Eukaryota, Fungi, Ascomycota, Sordariomycetes, Hypocreales, Bionectriaceae. The transcript has a single exon. Gene Ontology annotation, biological process: rRNA processing; tRNA 5'-leader removal; intronic box C/D snoRNA processing.
AUGACCAAUCCAUCAGUACCAUGUCAACCACCGAAACUCCCUCCCCUCCCACACAACGCCCGCAUCCAGAAACGCCCACUCACCCGACCCCAGCAGCCGUCGUCCUCCCGCGCGCCGACAGUGUACAUUUCCUCCUCCACGCCAUUCAUGUCGGCCGUGAAGCGGAUUCGGAAGAGGCUGGAGGCCGGACUCCGCACCGGCGCCGCUCCCAAGAUGGCCUCCGUGCAGUCCCGUGUCGAGGGGCUGAGGAGGAUGAUGACGCGUGACGGCGGCGGCGGCAACGGCAAAACUGCCGCGGCGGCUAAGGCGGCCGGUGACAGUGACAGCGAGGGGCCUACCGGCUCCUCGAAGCAGAGGGGCCUCACGACGGUCAAGGUCGUCGGGACCGGACGCGCCGUGGACAAGACGCUGCGUCUGGCUGGUUGGUUCGAGCAGCAGGGUGACUGCGUCGUGCAUCUCCGUACGCGGACCGUCGCUACCGUAGACGACGUCAUUGUCGAUGCCUGUCAAGGGGACGACGACGACGACGAACAUCAUGCGAGAUUACGCAAGAUGAGCUGUCUCGAACUCUCCAUCAGACUCAGGUGA